AUGCCUCUUCCUAAGAAAGGUUUAGUUAAGGAAGGAUCUUGUUCGUCUUCAAUGCAAAGAUCGAUUUUUAACACAAAUGUUAAAAAUGUCGAUGAAAUGAAAGCUCUCACGACUUGUUCACCGAAAGAAUUGAAGGAAAAGUUGGAUAAAAAUAAUAAAUUACUAGAAAACGAGGAGAUCAUUUCAAAAUUAGCCGAUAAAGGGCAAAAACUUCGUGAAAGGAAUAAACUUAUUAGUGAAUUACUUCAGAAGCAUGAAUCAAACCUUUCAACCUCCACUAGUGAAUUGGAAAAUUUGAUAGGCAAGAUGAACAUUUGUGAGGAAGGCGCAAAACAAACUUGUGUAAUGUCAAAGAUAACUCCUGUCUCGCUUGGGAAUAAAAAAAAAGGCCGAUUUUAUAACCCAAGUGCCAAAGCAAAUCAAAUUUCAAUUGAAGAGUCCAUUAAACUACAAGAAUGUCAAGAAAGGUUACAACAGGAAAUUCGAAUACAUGCAUUAUCCGAGAAAUUCCAACACAAGACUGUAGACAAAAAGGAUCUUGGAUCCAAUGAUGAGACAGGCAAACAAAUCACUACUUUAACACACUUCUCUCAAGAAAAUAAUAAUGACCAGAAGAUCAAAACAUUACUUCGACAAAGGUCUUUGCUUUUUUGGUUGGAAGCAAAUAAACGAAAACCAAAUACAACAGCCCGACUUCAUGACAAAACAGUGAUAAAAGGAACAUUUAAAGCAGUGGAUGCGAACGAAACAAAAUUUCGGUUUGAAAAUUGGGAAUCACCCGUCGGAAUUUAUGAUCAAGUAGUUAUACGUGGUAGUGAUAUAGAAGUUUUAGAAUUAGAAUUCACCGAAUAA
Funneliformis mosseae is the source of this 852-nucleotide messenger RNA. The record is from the annotation of a GenBank genome assembly. NCBI's taxonomy places the organism in Eukaryota, Fungi, Glomeromycota, Glomeromycetes, Glomerales, Glomeraceae.